GAUGAAUCUACUUGUGAAUCUGAGUUAAGCCUUUGGAUUGCUGAUAACAACACAAGGGUUUCCAAGAUUGAGGAACAUCUGAUCAGAGUGGACGUUUAGAAGAGCAGAGUGCUGAGAUCUAGAAGAUUGAUUUAUACCUAGUUUCACAUUACUGCAUCAUAAAGAUGCAGUAAGUGUGAACUUUACAAAUACCUUUUAUACUUCCAUGAUUGUACAAAUAGGUCAUGGUAUGGCGCGUCCAUGUUAUUCAGCAGACUGGGCCGACAGGAGACUAAGGUCACCAAGUGAAAACCAAAACCGACCCCAGAAACGAUCUUAUCAAGAAAAGGAUGAUAAUCUCAUAGGCUUGUACAGGGAAGGGCAAACGAAGUGCCUCAGAGAACAAGAAUGGUGCCCAGUUUGCCGUAAGCCUGUGACAGCUGGGGUUGUUCACCAGUGUGCAGCACUGAUCCAGUCUUCAGGAAGCACUCAGCCAGAGGUUUCGCUUAGUGCUGUACGUGUUUCUCCAGAAAAGAACUCAAGAGGAACUGCAUCUGGUAUUCCACCUCAUUUAAGUCUGGAGUCUCUUAACUAUCAGCAUCAUGGUAUGCCAGAGCAAAGUAAUGAUUCACAUUUCCUCAACACGAACUCUAACCAUAGUCCAUCUAUAUCCAGACUUGCAGACAUCCCUGCAAAUUGUGCUCAUUCAACAGUUCAUAAAGGGAAGCAUAUAUUUCCAGAAGACACAAGUCAAACCUUUGCCCAUAAUGCUGUCUCACCUCAAGGAGAUGAUGCAAAUUUUCCAACCCCAGUCUUGGCCAAAGGCCACUCAAUGAGUGCCCAACAGACAUCUUCAUCUUGGUCGAAUGAACUAGAAAACUCAAAAGGCAAAUUAGAAAAAUGGGAAACUCCAACUAGCCUUAUUUCACGGUUGACAGCAGGCCUUACAACUAGUACCGGAUUGCCACAGGAUGAUCGUUCCUCUACCAGCCGAAGUUGUGCUUCACCCUCAAACAGUGAAAGCAGUGAGGCUUCUAGCUUUUUUUCUCAUCGUGAGCCAUACCAUUAUGAAGAUCCAUUUGCUAUGGCUCAUCAAGAGUUGGUGGAUGAAACAACGAAGCAUGACCAACCACCAGUGAUCCAAAAGCCACCAAAAUUAUCGAAAGACAUCCAACUAGAGGAUAUGUCAGAGAGAAGAGGUAGAUCACGGUCACAGAUGAGCAGUGAGAGUGUAUAUUCAGAAGGAAUGCAUGGAGAUUCAAAUACUUAUGGAUCCCAGGAUUCAGACAUGGAAGAUAGUACAAGUACAUACCUAGAUGCAGAUGGUCAGCUUCCUGACAUUGAUACACUUUUAAAAUCAAUCAAAGAACCAGAUCUCAUUCCUUAUGUACCUGAUAAAUUGGCAAUUAAUAAGUAUUUGGAGCCUCAUGAAGUAGGACACAUUAACCAUUUGAUCAAGAGUCUUUCAGAUGCCAUGCUGACUAUCAGUUUGCCAGAGACACUUUAUAAGAAUAAAGGGUUUACUCCACUGGAUUACAUGGAUAUUCAUUUAAAUGCUGUUAUUAGACAUUUCUUCUUUGUAUUCAAAAAUGAAGACUUUCUAAAUUUACUGCUGCCUGACCAAAUGGCUUUGUUAGACGGGUGUUCUUUAGGAGCUGUGUGUUGCUCUGGUCUCUAUCUCUUUAGCAAAGAAUCUGGAUGUUGGUAUAUUCCUGGAGCAACAGGUAAAAUCAAUCAUCCAGUUAUUCACAUCUCAGACUUAAUGCAGGUUUACCCCCAACAGUUUGUUACAAGAAUUUUUGAUUUGCACACUACAGCAGCCAAGCUUGGGUUUGACUGGCCAAUGGGUGUUAUAACUCAGUGUAUUCUUAUGUACACACCCAUUGGCAAAGUGAUAAAGGAAAUUGAGAAAAUUGAUACUCUGAGGAAUAAAUAUGUAAAAUUGCUCUUAAAAUAUGUUACUUGGAAAAAUGGACCAUACAAUGCAAGUCAGGUCUUUCCUGAAAUUUUAAAACUUCUUGAUGCUGUGCUCCUCCUGGUGGAAGAGUUAGCUACCACAACCCUAAAUUUAACAGCAGAAGAGGUGUUGGCUGUUGAAGAUAGACUCUCAACUCUAACAGUCAGUCAAAUUGCAACCCUUCAGUGCCAACCUAAUCCAUUUAAAGAUCCAAAGGCAUCAUGGCCAAGUUUAAAGUUUGUAAAUCUGGGAGAAAUACAAACAAGGCUAUGUAUGGCCAUGCACAUUAGCAUGCUUGACUCUCUUCAAAUGAAUAAUCCUGAUUGCUGGGCUGGCAGCAGCAUGUGCUACUCUUUCUCACUACCUCGGACUUCAGAGAUCCUCUCCCCCAGAAAGAAAUUGCCUCAGUUAAUGUCAGGAAAAGAUGGUUGUACAAAUGCAGAAUCAUCAGUUCAUUCAAAUCAUACCAAAAACAAAGGUGUACAUUCAAGCAAAGAUAUAAUGGCUGAAAAUGAAUACCUGGCAGAAAAAGAUUUAAUGCUGUUGCGAAGAUUUUUAGAAGAUGUAACUGAUAAGGAAAGUUCAUUAAUUGUAAAGGGAAUAAGAGAAAAGAUGGAUUCUAAUAUGAUUAAGUUGAUUAUUGAUAAGCUAUGCUCAUAGACCAUAUAUUAUAUGUAAGUAAGCAGUGAAAAAGAAAGAAAAUAUUUUUGUAAUGUAUAGAGGCCAGAAACACUUGAACAGCUUAUACUAGUUAUGAAAUUGGUACCAGAGCAGAGCUGUAAAAGGAAUGAUACACAAAAUGAAUAAUAUACACCAU
Messenger RNA from Penaeus vannamei (Pacific white shrimp), 2753 nucleotides. RefSeq lists its product as uncharacterized. NCBI's taxonomy places the organism in Eukaryota, Metazoa, Arthropoda, Malacostraca, Decapoda, Penaeidae. The record is from RefSeq and is a predicted model, not a curated record.